Molecule: messenger RNA, 2273 nt
Organism: Erpetoichthys calabaricus (reedfish)
Lineage: Eukaryota; Metazoa; Chordata; Cladistia; Polypteriformes; Polypteridae
Gene: phgdh
Product: phosphoglycerate dehydrogenase
Exons: 12
Coding region: 174-1760 (528 amino acids)
Biological process (GO): L-serine biosynthetic process
Molecular function (GO): phosphoglycerate dehydrogenase activity; NAD binding
Source: RefSeq, a predicted model, not a curated record
AAAAAGCUGAGACAAGUGCGGAACUUUUUAUUUUUAUAGCAUUUUGUAAAGUCACUCGAGACUAGUGUCGUGUAUGUGUAUACAUCAUUAGUAUUUAGUUUUAUGUGAUUAAACUGCGUACUGCUUCGGCUCCGUCGGCAACUCCUUUCAUUAUUCGCAGAUACAUUAAAAAAAUGGCUUUGUCAGCAGUUCGAAGGAUCCUCAUCACUGACAACGUGGACCCGAUCUGCAAGAAGACUUUACAAGAAAAUGGCAUUGAAGUUACCGAAAGGCAUCAGAUGAGCAACGAGGAGCUGUGUUCAGAAAUUAAGGCUUAUGAUGGAUUUAUUGUCCGUUCUGCUACAAAGGUUACUGCAGAUAUAAUCAAAGCAGCUGAAAACCUCAAAAUUAUUGGACGGGCAGGAACUGGAGUGGAUAACGUCGACGUUGAUGCAGCCACUAAAAGAGGCAUAAUUGUCAUGAACACCCCUAGUGGCAACACGAUCAGUGCAGCUGAACUCACCUGUGGAAUGGUGGUGUGUCUUUCCAGACAGAUUCCACAGGCUGUUAUGUCAAUGAAGGCGGGCAAGUGGGACAGAAAGAAGUUUAUGGGCGCAGAGCUGUAUGGCAAAACUCUUGGAAUUGUGGGCCUUGGGCGAAUUGGAAAAGAAGUUGCCAUUCGAAUGCAGUCAUUUGGGAUGAAGACGAUUGGGUACGACCCUAUAAUUCCUCCUGCAAUCACAGCCAGCUUUGGAGUGGAGCAGUUUUCCCUCGAGGAGCUCUGGCCACUUUGCGACUAUAUUACUGUUCAUACUCCCUUAAUGCCAUCAACUACCGGUUUGCUAAAUGACACAACCUUUGCUAAGUGCAAAAAGGGAGUGAAAGUGGUCAAUUGUGCCCGUGGUGGUAUAAUUGAUGAAGAUGCUCUGUUGAGAGCGUUGGAGUCGGGGCAGUGUGGAGGUGCAGGGCUGGAUGUUUUUGCAGAGGAGCCGCCAGUGAAUCGAUCACUCAUAGACCAUCCAAAUGUGAUCUGCUGUCCUCAUCUGGGAGCUAGUACUAAAGAGGCUCAGAUACGUUGUGGACAAGAUAUUGCAACACAGAUUGUUCAAAUGGUGCAUGGAGAAGCCUUGAUUGGAGCUGUGAAUGCACAGAUCCUCGUGAAUGCCUUGACGCCAGAAUCAAAGCCCUGGAUUAAGCUGGGAGAAGCUCUAGGAUGUUUGUCCAGGGCUUGCACUGGUCUGACAAGAAGUCAGGUGCAAGUUACAACAACAGGACAUAAUCUGAAGAAUGCUGCUGGUUACCUCAGUGCUGCAGUGCUGGUUGGAUUGUUGAGGGAGAAGCUGGUAAACGGAGUGAAUAUCAUCAAUGCAUUAACACUGGCUGAAGAAGCUGGAAUAGCAGUUUCCAAGAGCCAUGUCGACGCCUGUCCGUUUCCGUCUUCUGAAGCCUGCAUAGUGGACGUAUCUGCAAACGGAGUCUCGUGCAAAAUUGUGGGCUCAAUCCAAGGAAACAUUCCGGUCCUGCUGGGGAUAAACGGAAGUGUUUUUAAAAAGCCAUUCUCACUUAACGGCAACCUGCUUUUAUUUAGAGCCUCGGCCAAGUCCCAGGUUUUGCCUACUAUUGCAGGUAUUUUGUCAGAAUCUGGCCUUGACAUUGAGUCAUAUAGUGCCUCUUCAGUUACAGAAGGAGAACAGUGGUGCAUGAUGGGACUGUCUUCUUUGUUAGACAAUCUGGCUGCUGUGAAAGUGCAUGUGAAGGAAGCUGCCCAGUUUUCCAUUUAAAAAUGUCUUUGUCACAUUCUGUAGCUGCUGGAAAUGUGUCUUUUGUGCUUUAGAACUCUCCUUUUCAGAAUUGCAGCUUCUAGAAAAAAAAAAUGAUAAAAAAUAGCUCGGAGUAUUAAGUGAGUUAUAUUCAAAUGUGAAUAACGGUUAAAUAAUUCUUAAGUAUUAAUAUAAAAGUGGUUUAUAAAUGUGAAAUGGUUAGAAUAAUUUUAUUGAGAUCACUGUUAAAUGUACCCUUUUUAUGUUAAAUGUUAAAAACUGUUCAUUUAUGUGAAAGAAAUGGUUAACUGUUAGUAUAAUUACCAACUAUUAUGUUUUUGUCUCCAAAUUGUUUGCAUUUCAUAUGGUAAUGUACAUUUUAUUGUGCUGCAGACUUCACUGAAGAUACUUGUUGAGUCACUUUUCUGUUGAAAGGGUACAAUAAAGUAUACCUUUACUGGAAGAAGCUCAUUUUAAAGUUAUUUAAUAAAAAAGAAUAACAACAUGAAUGGAAUGGGAGAUAAAGCAGGCAAU